Messenger RNA from Chinchilla lanigera (long-tailed chinchilla), 2645 nucleotides. It is a transcript of the gene Slc41a3, whose product is annotated as solute carrier family 41, member 3. Bases 595 to 2058 code for a protein of 487 amino acids. Gene Ontology annotation, molecular function: monoatomic cation transmembrane transporter activity. Gene Ontology annotation, biological process: monoatomic cation transport. The record is from RefSeq and is a predicted model, not a curated record. The transcript is spliced from 12 exons. Gene Ontology annotation, cellular component: plasma membrane. NCBI's taxonomy places the organism in Eukaryota, Metazoa, Chordata, Mammalia, Rodentia, Chinchillidae.
GGGGCGGGGCUGGAUCGGGGUGGCCGCGUUCUUCCCGCUUCCUUGCAGCCGCGGCCGCUCCUCUCGCAGCCCGCGAGCCCUUCGUGGCUGCUUUCUCUAUGCCGCCCUCCCGAAAGCGCUCCGGUCAUUGUCAAUGCUAGAGCACUCAGGCCUGGAUUACUUCUAGAUAUGCGUCGCCUCCUCUGCAUCCUCCCGUAGCUCCUCAGCACCCCGGAAAACCCUCGCUGCCUCACGGAGGUCGCUGCUAGUCCCCACCACACGCUCAGCAAACUGCCCUGCAGCGCCUGCACGUGCAAUGAUCCUGGAGAACCGGCGAGGCUGUCUUCAAAAUCCCACCCCUUUAAGAAAUAACUUAAACCUGUGUUUCUCAGAGUGCUUCCCCUGACCUCAUCUAGAAAUGCGAAUGUUCAGCCUGCCCCAAACCUUUUAAACCUAGCGGGUCAGGCCACGCCUGGGUAUAGCUGGCCUCCAGGUGAUUCUGAUGCUGACAUCCUUUAAGACCCAUUGAUGUGUAAAGCCUGAGAGCCUUGAGGAGUCUGAACUGGAGGUUGGGACGAGCCAGGUUAGAGCUGCCGGGGGCUGAGCUGUGUGCAAAUGGAAGGGACAGAGACCCGACAGAGGAGGCUGGAAGGCUACGACAGGCCAGAGGAGCUGGAGGCGUUGCCCUCCCUCAGCACAAAAAGACUCCCUGAGACCUCAGAAGAUGGAUGUCCGGGAGUCCCUGAGGGCCCGGCGGUGGCCCCCAAACCACUGGAGGCUGAGCCCAGCAGAGAGACUGCCUGCACCAUUGGCCUCCAGGUGACAGUGCCCUUCGUGUUUGCAGGCCUAGGCCUGUCCUGCGCUGGCAUACUCUUGAACCAUUUCCAGCACUGGCCCGUGUUUGUGGAGGUUAAGGACCUUUUGACGUUGGUUCCACCUCUAGUGGGCCUGAAGGGGAACCUGGAAAUGACGCUGGCGUCACGGCUCUCCACAGCUGCCAACACCGGACAGAUUGAUGACCCCCAGGAAAAACUCAGAAUCAUCAGCAGCAACCUCGCCCUCAUUCAGGUGCAGGCCACUGUCGUGGGGCUUCUGGCCGCAGUGGCUGCCCUGCUGCUGGGUGCUAUGUCUAGAGAGGAGUUGGACUUGGCCAGGGUGGCAUUGCUGUGUGCCAGCAGCGUCCUCACCGCCUUCCUCGCAGCCUUCGCCCUGGGAGUGCUGAUGGUCUGUAUAGUGGUUGGCGCUCGAAAACUGGGGAUCAACCCGGACAACAUUGCCACACCCAUCGCAGCCAGCCUGGGCGACCUCAUCACACUGUCCAUUCUGGCUUUGGUUAGCAGCUUCUUCUAUAGACACAAAGACACCUGGUAUUUGACCCCGCUGGUCUGCAUCGGCUUCAUGUCUCUGAUCCCCCUGUGGGUCCUCAUCGCCAAGCAGAACCCCCCAGUCAUGAAGAUCCUAAAGUUCGGGUGGUUUCCAAUCAUCCUUGCCAUGGUCAUCAGCAGUUUGGGAGGCCUCAUCCUGAGCAAAACCAUCUCCAAGCACCAGUACAAAGGCAUGGCCGUAUUUACUCCUGUCAUGUGCGGUGUUGGUGGUAACUUGGUUGCCAUUCAGACCAGCCGGAUCUCCACUUACCUGCACAUUUGGAGCACACCCGGGGUCCUACCUCUCCAGAUGAAAAAAUUCUGGCCUAACCCAUGUUCUACUUUCUGCACCUCAGAAAUCAAUUCCAAGUCAGCCAGAGUCCUGCUCUUUCUGGUGAUCCCAGGCCAUCUGAUUUUCUUCUACAUCAUCUACCUGGUGGAGGGUCAGUCAGUGACCAACAGCAAGACCUUUGUGGUGCUGUAUCUGCUGGCAGGCCUGAUCCAGGUGAUAAUCUUGCUGUACUUGGCAGAAGUGAUGGUUCGGCUGACCUGGCACCACGCUCUGGAUCCUGACAACCACUGCAUCCCAUACCUUACUGGGCUGGGGGACCUGCUAGGGACUGGCCUCCUGGCACUGUGCUUCAUUGUCACCUGGGUCCUGAGCGGCAAAGCAGAGCUGGAUGCCAUCUCGGACCUGGCCCCUGGAGCUCCGUGACCCAGCCUAGCCGCUGCGGUGGCUCAUAAUGUUCCCUCACAACAGAGUGCAGCGUGUUGUCUCUCCCUUGCUGGUCCUCAGGAUGGUUGGCAGCCUGCCUCUGCAGCGGCUGAGCAGACCCACACAAACUCUGACUUGGGUUGGUAGCUGAGCGCUGAAAUCAGGAGCCUUCCUUGUGAGUGUGUGAAUGGGAGUUUGCACGUGUGUGUGCAAAGCAGAGUGUUCAGGCCUGAAGACGGCUUGGGAAAAGGCAGGUCUGGUGUGUGCGCCCUGGUUUAUGCCCGUGUAGCCCAGAUUCAGGUGGAGCAAGAGGGAGCUCCUUUGUGUCCCCAGGUCUCAGGACCGCACCGUGGCUUAACUGCUGUCUUCACUAGGUUCCAGGCCUGUGGGCCGCGCUGUGGGGGUCGUACAGAUGUGUGCACCCUCCUCAAGGCAGGCUUUGCUUUCUUCUCUGCUCUCAGCAUUUAAGUUUGGUGCGGCUUUCUUUUUAUUUACCUUUUUAUUUGUUUAGUUUUUUGGGUUUUUUUUUAGCACAACUUUCUGUUUCAGUGAUCAGAGACAUGUAAAAUAAAACAGGUGAUACUAUA